This is a messenger RNA of Nycticebus coucang (slow loris), 4461 nucleotides long. It is a transcript of the gene MAMLD1, whose product is annotated as mastermind like domain containing 1. The transcript has 5 exons. Gene Ontology annotation, biological process: regulation of transcription by RNA polymerase II. Lineage: Eukaryota; Metazoa; Chordata; Mammalia; Primates; Lorisidae. The coding region runs from base 312 to 3347 and encodes 1011 amino acids. Gene Ontology annotation, cellular component: nuclear body. The record is from RefSeq and is a predicted model, not a curated record.
UCGGCGCGGAGCCGGGCGGUGGGAAUGGAGCGAGCAUAUUGAGGCCGCCACUGCAGCGCCGCCAGCAUGAACUUGGCCGCGAGCUGAAGCGGCCGGCGGCGGGCGGGCGCGGGGGCACCGGCCGCUAGCCAAGGAAGGAUCUGCAGCCGGGCCGGGCCACUCGGCGGGCGCCUGAGGCCAGGCUGCCCGCGCCGGCGGCCGCCCGCCUUCGGACACUGUUCCCGCCGCCUCCGGAGCUCCGCAGCGCGCCCUGUGUCUAGGUCGUUUGGGAAGCGCCUUGGAGAAUCAAGAAUAAAAUUGCAGGUCAAACAAUGGAUGACUGGAAAAGUCGGCUUGUAAUCAAGAGCAUGCUUCCCCAUUUCACCAUGGUGGGAAAUCGUCAGGAGCCCAGAAAGCUCCAGGAAUCGAGAACCAUUAAGAGGAGACAGGAAGGAGACAACUUCCAGUUUCCAGGCAUGGCUGAUGGGGGUUACCCUAAUAAAAUUAAGAGGCCCUGCCUUGAAGAUGUCACCCUUGCUAUGGGCCCAGGUGCCCAUCCCAGUACCCCCUGUGCAGAGCUGCAGGUUCCUCCAUUAACAAUGAAUCCUAGCCCUGCAGCUGGAGGAGUAAGUAACCAGUCAUUAAUGCUGGAGAAUAAUCCCAUGAAUGGCAGCAUUAUGGACUCACCAUUUGUGGUGCCAUCAACUACAGAAAUGGUGCUGAAAGAGCCCACUGUUCCUUACUAUGAGAAAAUCAACAGCAUGCCGGCUGUAGAUCAAGAACUUCAAGAUCUGCUGGAGGAGCUAACCAAAAUUCAAGAACCUUCUUCAAAUGACCUAGAUCUGGAGAAGAUACUGGGAACCAAGCCCGAAGAGCCACUGGUCCUAGAUCAUCCCCAGGCAACUCUAAGCACAGCUCCCAAGCCUUCGGUUCAGAUGCCUCACUUGGAGAGUCAUGGUUCCAGCAAGGAGUUUGCCUCUAGCUGCAGCCAAGUCACUGGUGUGUCACUUCAAAUCCUGCCCUCCUCUGCAGGGAUCAGCUAUUCGAUCCCCUCCACUAGUAAGCAGAUGGUCUCACCCAGUUCUUCGACAGCACAGGCCAAGAACCAGGUCCAGGCCAUACUCCCUGGCACUUUGUCCCCACUUCCAGUGCCUCAGUGGCACCAUGCCCACCAGCUGAAGGCACUGGCAGCCAGCAAGCAGGGAUCUGCUACAAAGCAGCAAGGGCCCAGCCCGAGUUGGUCUGGUCUGCCUCCUCCAGGCCUCUCUCCACCUUACCGCCCAGUGCCAUCGCCACACCCACCGCCACCCCCACUGCCACCGCCACAGCCGCAGCCAUUCAGCACUCAGAGUCUCAUGGUGUCCUGCAUGUCAUCCAGCAGCUUGCCGGCCAGCACUCUGCGAGGCUCUCCCAAUGCCCUGCUCUCGAGCAUGGCGCCCAGCAGCAGUGCGGCCCUGGGCCCCACCAUGGCUUACGCUCCUGAGAAGCUCCCCAGCCCCACUCUCACGCGGCAGCCACAGUUCAGCCCGCAGAGCUCCAUUCUUGCCAACCUUGUGUCCUCUACCAUCAAAAACCCCCAAGGACACCUGAUGUCUGCUCUGCCCGCCAGCAACCCCGGGCCAUCCCCACCCUAUUGCCCGGAGAAGCUGUCGAGCCCGGGCUUGCCACAGCAAUCGUUCACCCCACAGUGCUCGCUGGUGCGGAGCCUCACCCCUACCAGAACCCUGCUCAGCCAGCAGCAGCAGCAGCAGCAGCAGCAGCAGCAGCAGCAGCACUCAAACGUCAUCUUUAAGCCCAUGACUGCCACCUCAUCCAAAACCCUGAGCAUGAUCAUGCAGCAGGGGCUAAUGGGCUCCAGCCCAGGGGCCCCGGAGACAUUUACUUUUAGCAACACCAAGCCCUUGUCCCAUUUUGUUUCUGAGCCGGGCCCCCAGAAGAUACCCUCCCUGCCUGCCACCUCAAGGCAGCCUUCCCUGCUCCACUACCUGCAACAGCCCACAUACACACAGGCCUCUUCUGCCACUGUCUCCUCCACUGCCACCGCCACCGUGCAGCCGCCGCAGCAGCCUGACCAUUCUUCAUUCCUCCUGCAGCAGAUGAUGCAGCCCCCGCGCUUUCAGCGGUCAGGGGCCUCCGAUGCCGUGAGCACCCUGCCCAGACAGCAAGAGAAGCAGAGAUCAGGUCUUAUGGCAAUGACCCCUGAACAGCAGAGUGCAUAUAUCGCCCAACAGAUGAGUCAAUUUCAAGCCGUCCAAGAACAAGUCACCUCCAAGUGUAGCCGGACCAAGGCAGCCCCCCCAUCCAGCCAGCACAUGAUGCCACCAAAAACUGGACACCUUCAGAACAAUCUAAGUCCAGGAAUGAUGCCACCAGGCAGGCACCAGAGCCAUCAGGAUGUGGGUGUGUUCUCACCCACUCCGGGGAAGCAACACAGAACUUUCAGCCCCAGCGCCCAGUCUCCUGGGCCCUCCCAUUUUGGUCAGAACCCCCUGGGAAGACUCAGCUCUGUUUGCCGGCAUAUGCAGAGUCCCAAGACCAACCCCCCAGGAGUGCCCCUGCCUGGGUCCUGUCCCAGCUUCCCAGGCAGCCAGGCCUUGAGUCCCCACCAGCUCAGACAGUCCAGUAUGCCAAGAAUGCCCACUGUGUUCAACAAUGCCACAUGGGCCGCUGUAGCAGCAGCUGCAACCACAGCGGUUUCAAGGGAACCACACCCAAGCCAAGUAGAUAAUAGCGCUCAGCAACAUUUUGAUAGUAGCUCCAUCUUUGCCAAGGCUUCUAUGAGAGUGUCAUCAAUAGCCCCAGCAUUCCUGUCACAGCAGGUGGUUGUGCCCCCCAAUCAGAUGGCUCCAGGAGGCAGGCCUGGCCAGAAGGACAGUCCUGUCCUGGCCAACUCCAGCUUCAGACUGCAGGGCAACCGGAGUCCCAGGCAGAGCCCCGUACGGGGCCCUGUCCCUGUAUUGAGCACCACCAGGUCCCUCCAGCAGGGCACGGCCAGCUUCCAUUCCAUGAGUCCCAUCCAAGGCAUUGAGCCACCGAGCUAUGUGGCUGCUACUGCUGCUGCUGCUUCUGCCAUCUCUGCCAGCCAGUUCCCAAGCAGGUUCAAUACUCCCACUGAGCUCCCUGCAGGCAACUUUUUGCCCCAGCCCCAGCCCCAGUCCCCACUAAAGGAUCUGAUUUCACCACCUGCCUGUAGUGAGGGGGAUUUCACUGAAGCCCUCCUCAAGGGCUGGAGCAUGAGCCUAGGUGAAGACUGGGUAUGCAACUUGAGGCUGAUCGAUGACAUUUUGGAACAGCAUGCUGCUGCCCAAAAUGCCACAGCACAAAAUGCUGGCCACCUUACCCAGAUUUCUGGGGAGCUUGAAAUCUGAACAGGCUGCCCAUAGAAGCCCCAACAUUGCCAUCAGUCUAGGGAGUGGCAGGAGCCAUAGCAAAUCAUACCUGGCUCCAGACAGUUGCAGUUGUCUCCUAAUUACCAUUUGAGUGACGUAAGUCCAUGCCCAUCCCCCUCUCUACCUGUAACAAAAUGGAAAGCUGGUGAUUUUUCAAGCUACUUGUACAUAUUUGAAAAUUUUGUAAAUGGUUUUCCUAAACAUUAAUAACAGAAGUAUUUAUACUUCAUUUUGUGACUUUGUAAAUAAAGUGACGGCUUUUGUUUCAGUAGAGUUGUGUUUAUUAUGCAUUGUUUUGUGUUUAUUAUACAUUGUUACAAAUAUGCAGACUGUGUUGUUCGCUCCAGUGAUACUUGUUAAGCUAGGUGGCUGAGUCGCUUACAAUUUUGAUGCAAUGAGCGAUGUGGAUGUGACCAAGAGGUGUUGUGCAAACUGACAAAUGCCAAAUAGAAAACCACUUGGCCAUUUAUUUCCAUUUUCACUAAAAAUUCUAUCGCCUUGUGUGGUUCUUAAUCUCUUUUGCAAACCUUUCAGUCUCUGCUAGCUCUUUCUUAAUGAGCAUUUAUGGAAGAAGCUGCUUUGUCCUUAAGCCGCAGAGACACUUUACUAAGAGGCUGAGCGAGUCCUUUACAUUUGGGAAAGGUGCAGAGACAGCCCUGAGCUGAGCCCUAUCCAUCCGAGCAGCCCACCUGGAGGGCCUGGAGUGCCCUCCUACCUUUUAUGGUCCAGGCAGAGAGAAGGCGCUGGCUUUGCAUGCACCCUGGCAGGAGGAAGGUGAGCCGGUGCUGGGGGAAGAGCCUCUCAGUAUUUAUUCUGACGUAAGACUCUGGUUUGGGGAGAAAAUCUGUAAACAUUAAUAGUUGAUUUGGGGCUUGUCUUUGAUGGUUUCUCUCUGCAAUUAUUGUCAUGUAUAUUUAAACGUCUGUUAUAGAAAACCCACACCCACUGUCCUGUAAACUUUGCUCAGUGUUCAGACUUUCUGUAAUCACAUUUUAAUUGCCACCUCGUAUUUUGCCUCUACUUUUGAAAUCUGGCAUCUGUUUCCAGCCAGUGCGUUUUUUCCUUUGUUCUGUAAUAAACAGCCAGGAGAAAA